Lolium perenne is the source of this 5255-nucleotide messenger RNA. Lineage: Eukaryota; Viridiplantae; Streptophyta; Magnoliopsida; Poales; Poaceae. The record is from RefSeq and is a predicted model, not a curated record.
CUCUCAUUCCAAAAAAAAAACUCCCGAAAACAAAAAUCCCCAUCUCAGAUGAGCGACGAGGGCGGCGCCGAGAUGACCAGCCGCCGCCGCCUCCACUCGGCGCCGGCGGCGCCGCUGGACGGCGAAGACCUCCUCUGUCAGAUCCUCGUCCGAAUCCCCCCGCUACCCUCUUCGCUCCCGCGCGCCGGCGCCGUCUCCAAGCUCUGGGCGCGCGUGGCGGCCGACCCAGGCUUCCGCCGCCGCUUCCUCGCGCACCACCGGAAGCCGCCGGUCCUGGGCGUAUUCGAGAAGCUCGGGCAGGAUCUGGUAUUCUCCCCCAUCCUCGACCCUCCCGACCGCAUCCCUCCGGGGCGCUUCUCCCUGUGCCCCGAGCAGGAGGCGUCGUUCACUCACUGGACCCUGCUCGGGUGCCGCCACGGCCGCGUCCUCGCCAUCGGUAGCUUCAGUAGGCACGCUACGCUCCUCGUGUUCGAUCCCGUCUCCCGCGGCCGCAGCUACGUGCCCGUUCCGAUGGAUUUCCGGUUCAAUCUGUGCAACGUCAGGGGAACCGUGCUGUGUGCUGCCGGCAACGGCGAGGGCCACGUGCACGGAGACUGCCACUCAGGCCCCUUUAAGGUGGUCUUGCUAGGCACCAGGAGCCGCCAAGAGCCAGCCAUGGCCUGCGUGUACUCCUCGGAGACCGGCGUGUGGGGACCGCUUGUCUCGACGGCAGAACCGUGUGGCGCUCCGGUUAGCCGUUUCCCCUGCACCCUUAUUGGCAGCGCCCUUUACUGGUGGCUAAAUGAUUCCGAGGAUGCGAUGCUCGAGUUCGAUUUGGAUGCCCAGAGACUGGCUGUGGUCAGGAGGCCUAUUUUUGCAGGCAUUGGCAGCAGCUGUAUCCGGAUCAUCAGGGCCGAGGGUGGCGGUGUAGGCUUUGCCGUCUUGGUGUACCCCAGCUUCCAGUUGUGGGGCCGCAAGUUCAGCAGUGAUGGCGUCGCCACAUGGAUGCUGCAGAGGAUUGUUAACAUGCAUGAGGUCAUUGGUCUGCCGUCUGGGAUCGAGACACGCAAUGAAGCUAUAGUGGGGUAUUCCGAGGAUGCUGAUGUGGUUCUCAUAUCUGUGUCCACUAAGCAAGAACACUCCACUAAGCAUCAACACUCUGCCUUCAUCGUUCAGCUGGAUUCGAUGCAGUCCAGGGAGCUUAGUCGGAGUUUUUUGGAGCAUUCAUACCAUCCGUUCGCGUAUUUCUAUACUGCAGGUGCCGUGCAACUUCCAAUGGUUAAUAGUUGAGGUUUCACCUCUCAUAUGCCCCUAAUUUGAGGUACUGCUAAAGCGUGAAGUUCUGCUUCAGCCAUCGAGUCACCGCAGCAGCAGGGUCUAUUCCUAUAUCAGCAUACAUCUCUUGAACCACUGAUCUGACUUCAAAGGUAGUCGCAUGGUUCAAUUGAUCAGUAGGUUUCUUGGCACCAGCCACCAGUUGCCUCUGGUUCUUUUAUCAGCACUUGGUGGUCGAGUUGAAUCGAAGAUUAGGAAUUAAGUAAGCACUAGUCCUUACUCUUAUUAUGAUCUCUUUGCAGGUUACUAAAAACGAGUGUUCUGUCAUGGUUAUUUGACAGAAGUAAGAAAACACAGAAAUGUAGGCUGACAGAAAUGGAAACUGUGUUUUCUUUUGAGAGAUGGAUACUGUGAGUUGCCUUGCGACCUUGCUUUGAAGCAAAAGUUCAUUUAUUGUUUCCUAGUUUUAGGACAGUAAUAAAUACCAGUGCAAACAAAAGAAGGGUUAUAAGCCAGUUUUGAACUCGUCAAAGAAUAUCAGUAAAAACUAAAGCAUACCUUGACUGUACAUCAAAAAAAUUCCUUAGCAGAUACUUUACGUUGCUUUUUUUUUUGAACCAUAACUUCGGAUUUGGGGCAGAUGGAAAGUUGCUGGUACAAAAUAUUUAUGUGCUCCUUGAAUUAGAUAUUUUUAUGAUGUAGAGCCCGCUGUGUUUUUAUCGACCAACUGGUUCGCCCUUUUGCUACAUGUAGCUUAAUUAUAAAUGUUCUAGAAUUGGGGGUUUCGGUUUUCUGCAGUUUCCUUGAUUCAGUAGAUGCGUGGUGUGCUAAAUACGCUGCGCUGGUGCUUGAUCGAUCGUUUUUUCUGCUCACAUCAAUAGUUUAGGUCUAAAUUUAUUCAUCCAUGCAUUCAAGGCAAAUAUUUGUUUGUGUAGAAUUGGUUGUUUGGGGUAUGCCAUCUUUUCAUACAUGGCAUGUUCAUUGUUAUAUCUCUGUUACAUUUAUCAUCUAGGAUACUAUAAUUGAACAUCAUGUUUGGUAAAACUGCAAUUACCGAACAUCAUGUUUGUCCCUUAUUUCUUGUUAUAUAAUUGUUACUAUUACUAUGUUUUAAACUUACAUGAUAUAUAUCAAGUCUACUAGGUAUCUUUAUUCUUUCCUGUUUUGUGCUCUGCCCCAUUUUUGGUUGCCUUCCUCUCAUGUUUUGUAUUUUCAGUUUGCACAAGAUAUGCAUUUUUACUUUGACCUUUUGCUUUGUUCACACUGUUAUGCAUUAAUCUUUGGUUAUGUUGCUGUUAUUCAGUUUAGAUAUGUACAGUUACAAGCAUAUCUUUAUUUAGGUGAAUAGCCAUUGUAUACUGAAUCAGUGGGCUAAGAAAUUUUAGAGAGAAGUGCAUAUUACAAUCUUGAAAUAAUGCCCUAGUUUAAGUUACAACCAUAAACUUGAAAACUGGUUAGAACACAUCCCUGAAUUAUUGAAACCGUCUAAUUUACUCCCAGGGAUACAGUUGGCAGUUGGUUUCGUAGCUGCAUCUCUCUGAGAUUUCUCUGGAGAGCAGGCCGUCGCUGCAUCCUCCUGCCUCGACCAGCGCCGCCCCCCACCUCACCUCAGGCCCUCAGUCUCCAGCCUCCCUCACCUAGGACAGUAGGACUCCGAUGGACCAUGUUGUCACCUCGGUCCCGUGCGCAACCCCCACAGUUUAACCUUAGCCACCACCACUGCGUGUUUCCGCCGUUGGCACGCCAUCCAACUGCGUCGUUUCUGGCCGAUUCCUCGCACCAGCGAGAUUGCAAGGACACGGGGAGUCCAAUACCGUGGUCAGACGCUCGAUUCAUAUCGAGCCAAUUGAUGGAAUUUUGGCUAUCCUCGUCAAUGCUUUCGAGCCAUCACGAGCAAAACCCGCCGAUUAAUUUUGAGAAUCCACAGUUGGAGCUCCAUCAAACAUUGACCACCACCCAGCAUCUCUUCCGCGAGACUGAGGCUGCCCCGAGUCAUCUUCUAGCCCAGCUCCUCUAUCCCGAGCUCCUCCACAUCCUGGUGCAUGGUCACCACCACCGUGCCUCCGCAGCCGCUGGCCAUGCAACAAAGCAUGCCGACGAUCCUGGCUGUGGUAAUGGAGUUGAGCCAGGAGGUGGGCUCGUCUUGGAGCAGCAGGCUCUGAUCCACUGGCCAGCAUCUCUAGCCCAAUUCUGAUCUGCUCGUGCUCACAGCUGGAGAGGCCAUGGACGCCGCUGACCAUGAUGUGAGCCACUUUGGUGAGGCCUGGCUCCUGCACCACUCCUCCACCUGGGCGUGCUUCUCUUGAAAUUUUAUCCCCUCACAAGGUUGGUUGGUUUCAAGAUUAUUACUCCCUCCGUCCCUACACACUAAAACGACAUGCGAAUCUAGACAAACCUGCGUCAUUUAAUUUGGGAUGGAGGAGUAUUGUUUUCUCCUGAUGGAAACUUUUAGGAAAGCACAAAUAAGAAUUAUCUCGGUAAUGUCCAAGCCCUGUAAUAUUGUUUUGAAGAUUAAAUUGAGUUAGCUAAGUUUCACUGUAAAUAUUUCUAAUGAUGUAAUCUUUAAGAAUGUUACAAAAUUUCAAUCGAUUUGCUCUAAGGAUACGAAUCAUGAAGAAUUGUCCCUGUUCGGUUAAGCAAGCUAAAUUCACUAUUUCGCCAUUGCUUGUUGCUUAUGUUUGAAUUAUCUUUAUAUUUGACUAAAUGCCCUACUAAUAGUACUUCCUGCUUUGGUGAAGAAGUAUGACCCUAUUGCUUUUAACUCUUAAAUUGCCAUUUUUCUAAUUGCCUUUUGACACAAGCAAGGACUAUGUCUCUAGGAUUUUGUGAUAUCCUUUUCCUAUGGUUUUGCUGGAUAUAAUCAGGUCAGUGCAUUUUAUUAUUUUCUUCAAAGCCUACCUACAUGGUUUAUUACCAUCUCUCUUUGGUACCAGCGAGAACUCUGUCUAUGAUUUUUGGUAUGUAGGGAUGCUGUUGAAUCCUCGGUUGCUUGGCCUGGCAAAAAGCUGUAAUCUGGAACUGGUCCUGCAAUCAUCUGAGAUCUUGUGGGUUUACGAAGGUGAACGCUCGUUGGCAAAAUAAGGAAUGGGGUUGUCUUAUGUCAAACCCUUGUUAAUCACCUGUCCUGGAAUGUCUAUGAAUGUACAUAACUGGAACGUUGCUCUAUUUUCUAAUCCCUCGCUGCUGGUGCAGGCUUGAAUUCCUCCAUUACUCUGCUGUUACUUCGUGUUAAAUUUGGGUGUGCUAAUUUGCCCCAACUGAGACAUAGCCUAAAGACUAUAGUGGGUCUUCAUUUUUCUGUGUGGUUCAGUACAAUUUAACCCCUGUAGACCGAAAACUCUGAAGCCAAAGAGGGCAGCGACGCAGCUCUCAAGCUUACAAGAAGGGUUGAAGAUAUAAGUUUUUUUCUGAUGGUUGAAGAUAUCAUUUCUUUUUGUGGUGGGUUGAAGCUACCAGGCUACUAAUAAGGAACAAUCUUGGACCUUCAUUGCAGGCUCUUGCAAAUGGUAUCCACGGAUGAUUAAAGUCAAGAUGUUCUACUGAGAAUUCGCAACGAUCACAAAUUCUGGGCGUCCAAAGGAACUGUAGUACCUCCUGAUGAUGAGGGAGAAGAGCAAGGAAGUAUUGCUUUAGACAAAAGGUAUCAACAACUCAAUCAAGUGAUAGCUAACUAUACGAUACGGCGCAGAAUUUGUAAUACACGUUUUAUUGGCAAGUAUAAGUCAAAAGCUUUAUACAGAACAUGUUUGUGUGAUAAUUUGCAAACAGCCUACCAGAUUUUAGUUCUUGUACCACAUGGUCCAGCAUUGUGAGAAUGGCACGGUCAAUUUGCCACUCAAGUACAUGGUCCAGGCUUGUCAGAAUGGCAAGCUGGGUUGAGCUAAAGGAGCACCAAACCUCUUCCUACGACCAUAUGGCUCCCCAUUCCACCUAAAUUGCUGAACAUGCGGGGGUGUAAAUGGUACGGAUAAUUUUUGAUCUGGAUCCGCAUUUGUUUUUAA